Molecule: messenger RNA, 489 nt
Organism: Aspergillus clavatus NRRL 1
Lineage: Eukaryota; Fungi; Ascomycota; Eurotiomycetes; Eurotiales; Aspergillaceae
Exons: 1
Coding region: 1-489 (162 amino acids)
Source: RefSeq, a predicted model, not a curated record
AUGGGCUACGCCGGCGACGACUCCAAAUACUGCUGCGGGCCGGUAGUGAUCAACAACGGUUCACUCGGAUGCAAGGUCGGGGACCCUUUCCAGAUAGACAAAGGCUCGGUUUUAUUAGGUGUGGCAGCGCUGGCCGGAUACUCAAACUCGACCUCGACCUCGACCUCAACAUCAAACAAUUGCACCCCAGCGGACGAUUCGUCGGACAAGGAUUGCCCUACAGCGGAGCCAUCCACAUCCCACGACGUGGCCAUCGGCGCCGGCGUCGGAGUACCGCUGGGAGUCAUCGCUCUGGCCUCCAUUGUAUGGGCACUGUGGGAGCGCCGGCAGCGGAAACAAGCUUUGCAGAGUAUAUCGGCGCCUGUGGCCGUAGGCCACCCAAAUAUAGGCUACAACCCUUCACAGGGUGUGUAUCGACGGCCGCCGGUUGAAUUGUCAACAGCGCCUGUGUCGGAGUUGGAUGGGAGCGGGAACGGGGAGAUGAAAUAG